This is a messenger RNA of Aureobasidium melanogenum CBS 110374, 567 nucleotides long. RefSeq names its product peptidyl-tRNA hydrolase. The coding region runs from base 1 to 567 and encodes 188 amino acids. The record is from RefSeq and is a predicted model, not a curated record. The transcript has a single exon. Gene Ontology annotation, molecular function: peptidyl-tRNA hydrolase activity. NCBI's taxonomy places the organism in Eukaryota, Fungi, Ascomycota, Dothideomycetes, Dothideales, Saccotheciaceae.
AUGACCUCCCUCCCGCUCCUCAUCUGCAGUCUGGGCAACCCAGGCGCCGCAUACGCAAACACUCUUCACAGCGCCGGUCACAACGUUGUAGCUGCACUAGCAACACUCCUGCAAGCCGGCCAGUUCACAAAAGAUCGCUCAUACGGCAAUGGCACCCUCACACGCUCCUACAACCCAGAGAUGCCGUGGACGUUAUGGCAAUCGCCCACUUUCAUGAAUGAGAGCGGCAAAGGCGUCAGCGCUGCCUACCGCACUUGGGCGCGCGAGAACAAUAUGCAAGGAAGACUGGUCGUCGUGCAUGAUGAGUUGGAAAAGCCAUUGGGCUCGGUGACGAUAAGAGAUAAAGAAGGGCUUUCUGCCAGGGGACACAAUGGACUCAAGAGUUGUCUGGCAACUUUGAAUGGUGUCAAGUUUGUGAGAAUUGGCGUAGGAAUUGGAAGGCCAGUCAGUAGAGAGCCCAACGAUGUCGCGAGAUAUGUCUUGAAGAAGAUGACGCCGGCUGAGAGACAAAAGAUCGAGGGUGCGGCCGAGGAUGUUCUGAACAAGUUGUUGGCCAUCAAGGGAUGA